Maylandia zebra (zebra mbuna) is the source of this 1051-nucleotide messenger RNA. It is a transcript of the gene pnpla1, whose product is annotated as patatin-like phospholipase domain containing 1. Gene Ontology annotation, cellular component: lipid droplet; membrane; cytoplasm. Gene Ontology annotation, biological process: triglyceride catabolic process; lipid homeostasis. Lineage: Eukaryota; Metazoa; Chordata; Actinopteri; Cichliformes; Cichlidae. The record is from RefSeq and is a predicted model, not a curated record. Gene Ontology annotation, molecular function: triacylglycerol lipase activity.
CUUAGCUUGUUCUCCAUUUUAAAAAAAAGCUUUUCUCCAUUUACAAUAUUUAAACAGAUCAUUGAAAAUGACCCCCGGAGUUUCCAGUUAUCAGUACACUGAAGGUCCUCAGUCCAUCUCCUUUUCUGGAUCAGGGUUCCUGGCCACCUACCAGUUAGGCGUCGCCCAGUGCUUCCUACAUUAUGCACCCUGGAUACUUCACUCCGCACCUAGCAUCCUUGGCUCAUCUGCUGGUUCUCUGGUAGCAGCUGCUGUGGUUUGUGAAAUGAAUCUAAUUACCAUUCGGGAUGAGAUGAUUCAUUUUGCCAAGGAAGUGAAGUCUUUUACCCUUGGACCACUGAACCCCUCAAUCAAGCUUUUUCACUGGCUGGAAUGUAUUUUAAACAAGCAUCUUCCGCCUAAUGCGCACCAACUGGCCAACGGUCGCCUUGCUGUUACCAUGACCCGUCUGACGGAUGGCGAGCAAAUUCUCAUGUCUGAUUUUGACUCCAAAGAAGAUGUAGUACAGGCACUGCUUUGUAGCUGUUUUUUGCCUGGUUACUGUGGUUUUGUACCUCCAUCAUUCAAAGGAGUAUUCUAUUUGGAUGGUGGCUUAAGCGGCAUUCAGCCUAUAGCGCCUGGAUCCUCCAGUCGCACACUGACCGUGUGCCCAUUUUCUGGAGAGAGUGACAUCUGCCCUGGCGACGCACCAUGUUGGCUGGACAUUGUAACGCAUGGUGUCACUUUAAAGGGCAAUUUGGACAACAGCUUCAGGUUCAUCAAUGCCAUUUACCCAACUUUGGAGAAUAUGGAGGAAGCCUUUCACAGUGGCUACAAAGAUGCUGUUCAUUUCCUUCAGAGUAAUGGGCCACUUAGUGUUAAUCAGAAUAUCACAUGGCUUCAUCUGGAAACCAUGAAAGAUGAAGAGGAGAAGAAGAAGCUGGAAAACGGGACGACCGAGCUGACAUCUUUUAUAGACAACGGAACCAUUCAGAUGAGCGACUCGACCACACAGGAAGCUGCACAGUAUCCUCCUCUCCAUUUUGAUACUGUGAAAAACGGCAUGUUUUGA